GCCACCACGCACCAUCUCACGACCACAGUUGCGCGACAUCACCUUGUGUGGAACAGUCUCUUCCGACCAAGAGUUCCGGAGAUAGCGACGCAAAACGCGCUUGACGCAGCCGCGUCGAUUCGGACCCAUUGUUCGUAGCCUCUUAGCGGGUCCAGCCGACUCCACGAAAACCCCUCGAUAUUGGACUCCAUCAUUCCAACAACAACUGUCACGCCCAUCGUCAGUCCUCGAUCAGCACGCCGAACGCUCAUGUCGGGAUACAAGGGACCGCGCGGACCCAAUGUGUCCCAGUACAUUGCAAAUCUAAACCAACUGUCACCACCCACGGAGAGCAUCGCGGAUCCGCAACCCGUAGCCGAAGACUUCUCUGCGUUCUUGAACACAGACUUCUUCGAUAUCAACGGCGGCACCAACGUCAAUCUCAACUCACCCAUCGACUUCGGUGUUGACUUCGACGACAUCAAACCCUCCACACAACCGACCGCCGAGAAUUCCCCGAGGAACAGCAUCAGCGCGCCGAGCACAAAGCCCAACAUGGACUUCAACUUGGACAGCGACUUCCAAUUCACCGACUUCUCCAACUUCAACACGGCACCCAUCAUCGACACAUCCAUGCCCAGUCUGUCGCAGCCGCAACAACCCCACUACCCUCUAUCGGCUACAUACGCACCGCAACCAAGCGCCAUCUCACCUAUCAACUACGAUGACUCGGCAUCAAAGAAGCGCAAGGCUGAGGACAUGACUGCCGACACACCGGUCUACCUCGAUGAGCAUGCACGUGUUGCCGCCGAAGAAGACAAGCGUCGUCGCAACACCGCCGCAUCCGCGCGCUUCCGCGUCAAGAAGAAGCAGCGUGAGCAAGCUCUCGAGAAGACCGCCAAGGACAUGAGCGACCGCGUGCAGCAGCUGGAGGCUAGGAUCGGACAGCUCGAGACCGAAAACACAUGGCUUAAGAGUCUGAUCACCGAGAAGAGCGCGGGAAAGAGCUCGUCUUCCGACAUCAAGGCCCUGCUUAACAAGCACGAGGAGCAGAAGGCUGGACGGAGUAGCCCUGCACACACUGAGGGUGUGGGCACUCAGGCAUAGGUCACGAAGGCCGGAGCCAAAAAUGUUAUUAGACUGUUUCAAUACCCCAGCUGUUAGCACCUGGGGUUUCGAUGAUUUGCAUAACGGGGGGAUUGGAGGCCGAUAUACGAGUGACGAGCGAUAUGCGAUACCUUUUGUUUUGUCUAACAUAAUCCAAA
Messenger RNA from Boeremia exigua, 1244 nucleotides. RefSeq lists its product as uncharacterized. The transcript is spliced from 2 exons. The record is from RefSeq and is a predicted model, not a curated record. Gene Ontology annotation, biological process: regulation of transcription by RNA polymerase II. Gene Ontology annotation, cellular component: nucleus. Bases 250 to 1086 code for a protein of 278 amino acids. Gene Ontology annotation, molecular function: DNA-binding transcription activator activity, RNA polymerase II-specific; RNA polymerase II transcription regulatory region sequence-specific DNA binding. Lineage: Eukaryota; Fungi; Ascomycota; Dothideomycetes; Pleosporales; Didymellaceae.